AUGGCUGCUGAUUUCGCCGACGAGGCAUUCGUUGAAGAGGAUGGGAACGAUUGUGACAUUAUAAUUGUAGGAGCAGGUUUAACUGGUCUCACAUGCGCAUACAAUAUUUUGAAGAAACAAAUUGGGUUAGAUGUACUAAUUCUCGAAGCAAACAGUGAAGUAGGAGGUCGUAUUUUAUCGAGAAACUUGAGCGAUACUUACCACGCAAAUUUUUUACAAAAACGCGUAACUAAUUUAUUGGAAACAUUACGUAUAAAUAUCGAACAAAGACGUAGUAAAUCCAACGAGAAUGUUUUAUACACAAAAGGAAAGCCUUUGCAAACUUUACCCAGAUUUUAUGCAGCUGAAGUUCACAGUUUUCUUCAAACGAUUGAAGAAAAUGCUACAAAUUCUAAAUUUAAUACCUACACUGGACACGAAGAUGCGAGGCAAAUUGCUGAAACAAGCGUUGAACACUUACUGCGUAAAAUCGUUUAUCUUCCCUAUGCACGUUCAUUAUGUCGAGCAUUUAUUUGCAGCACAUGCACUAUAAGAAAUCUGAACGAUGUUUCAGCACUUUGGUUUUUAGUUAUACUGAACGGUGCUUCGGGUCUCUACAAUCGAUUGAAGGUUAUGAUAGGUGACAGUAAUCGAUACUUUGUUCAAGGAGGUAUGAUUAAAAUUGUGCAAGAAUUAUUAAAAAAUAUUUUACGGCUACGGGGAGAAAUAAGGUACGCAGAUCCAGUUUAUAAGGUUACAGUCAACGACGAACGAGUUCAUGUUUUUACGCAAAAGAAACAUUUCAGGUAUUAUGUCUAA
Messenger RNA from Habropoda laboriosa, 798 nucleotides. Its product is annotated as amine oxidase [flavin-containing] B-like. The transcript is spliced from 5 exons. Lineage: Eukaryota; Metazoa; Arthropoda; Insecta; Hymenoptera; Apidae. The coding region runs from base 1 to 798 and encodes 265 amino acids. The record is from RefSeq and is a predicted model, not a curated record. Gene Ontology annotation, molecular function: oxidoreductase activity.